This is a messenger RNA of Lactuca sativa (garden lettuce), 1113 nucleotides long. RefSeq lists its product as uncharacterized. The record is from RefSeq and is a predicted model, not a curated record. Lineage: Eukaryota; Viridiplantae; Streptophyta; Magnoliopsida; Asterales; Asteraceae.
AUGGCUUCUUCUCAAGAACAAGAAACACAAGGAUCAUCUACAUCAGUUGAUCAACCUCCAUUGUGGGACUUUGUGACUAAGCUCUAUAAACUUGCUGGAGCAGGAGGAUGUUGGAAGUUCAAGUGUAAUCUUUGCAGUGAAACCCGACAAGGAUCAUAUUCUAGAGUUAGAGCACAUUUUCUUGGCAUAAAAGGUAAUGGAAUUUCUAUUUGCAAGAAAGCAACAACAGCUGACAAACUUAACAUGACACAAUUAGAAGAUGAGUAUGAAAAGAAGAAAACCGAGUCACAAGCAAAAGAAGUCCAGUUGCCAUGUGAAGCUGGUGUUGGAUUUAAGAAAAGAAAAGGUAUUUCAACACCUAUUGAAAGAGCUUUUGGUGUUAAAAUUAGGGACCAACUGGAUCAAGAAAUAGCUAGAAUGUUUUAUACUGGAGGUUUACCUUUUAAUCUUGCAAGAAAUCCACACUAUGUCAGGGCUUUUCAUUUUGCUGCUAACAACAAAAUUGAUGGUUAUGUACCUCCUGGUUAUAAUAAGCUAAGAACAACAUUACUACAAAAAGAAAAAGAUAAUGUUCACAAGAUAUUGGAGCCACUUAGGUCUACAUGGAAAGAAAAAGGUGUGACUAUUGCAGUGAAUUGUUUUGGGGAAGUGAAAGAUAGAUUUUUUAUUGCUGAAUUGAUGAAGGAAGUCAUCAAUGAAAUUGGUCAUGAAAAUGUUGUGCAAAUCAUUACCGACAAUGCAGCAAAUUGUAAGGCGGCUGGAGAGAUUAUAGAGAGUCAGUUUCCUCACAUCUAUUGGACACCAUGUGUUGUUCAUACACUUAAUCUUGCUUUGAAGAACAUUUGUUCACCAAGGAAUGUGGAAACAAAUGAACUAACAUAUGAACAGUGUCGCUGGAUAAAAGAAGUUCAUGAAGAGGCGUUUGCAAUAAAAAAUUUCAUCAUGAACCAUAACAUGAGACUCUCUAUUUUCACCAAGUUUACUCCUCUUAGGUUGCUUUCUGUUGCUGACACUCACUUUGCCUCCAUCAUUGUGAUGCUUAAGAGAUUGAAACUUAUCAAAAGGGGUCUUCAAGCUAUGGUCAUAAGCGAAGAAUGGUCUUCUUAUAGAUGA